This is a messenger RNA of Trichobilharzia regenti, 1620 nucleotides long. Lineage: Eukaryota; Metazoa; Platyhelminthes; Trematoda; Strigeidida; Schistosomatidae. The record is from the annotation of a GenBank genome assembly.
AUGAAUAAUAGACUAGCGAACCAAAAUGUAAGAGUGCUUGUCACCCUUGCUCUAAUUUCAACAAUACUAUCGACCGCUGUGGAAAUUUGUCUUUUCGUUUCUGAACAAUAUGUAUUAUACAGAUGCUUUGAAGAAAAAGGCUUUUCUUACGGGCAAUUGUUUGAGGAUGACAAUGAUACGAUAAGCUACGAAGACUUUCACAAAAUGCAAGAAGCCCAUCAGAAAAUAUCGUGGAUAGAAUCUGUGAGUAAUUUUGUGCGUAUGAGUUUUGGAAUGAUAACAGUUAUGAUUAUUGGAUAUAUAUCUGACAAAUUUGGGCGCAAAGUUGCUUUAAAUCUCAUGGUUUUCGGUGAAGCAUUACACAUUGGUUUCACUGGUCUAAUAGUCCUCUUGCAACUGAAUCCCUGGCUGGUUAUAUUCCCGGGUUUGUUUGAAGGUGUAUUUGGUGGUGGUUUAAUUUCUAUUAUUGCUCAAGUAGCUGCAUGUCUAGCCGAUAUAACUAAGCUUCCUGGAUAUUCCACAGAAGAUUUAAGAAAUUUACGUCCUGGUGAGCUGGCUAGACUCAAACGGAAGAGGUGGUUACUGUUCACCAUAUACGAUGGUUUGGCAAGUUUUAGUUUCGCAGCCGGCAGUGGAUUUGGAGGUCUAUUAGUGCAUCGAUUGGGUUUCAAUGUAGCUAUUAUUAUAUGCAUUAUAUUAUUUAUCGCGUCAGCAGUUGGUGUUUCAUUUCAUCCAGAAACUCAUCCGGAUGUAGUACGUAGAAAAUUGGCAUCGAUACAGAGUAAUGUUGACAAUAAAGAAGACUCCGUUAUGGACAUUGACGAUGAUCAACGUUCUAUUGAUUUUGAAAUGGAUGAUUUGAUUACAAAGAUUAAGGAGAAAUUUUCAGGAAUGCUUCAGGCUGUAGAUACCUCCAGUCCCGUAUUGAAAGUAGCCAUGGGAUUAUUUUUUGCAGUAUCUGUAACCAUCAUGGUGGACUUACAGUACAUACAUAUUUAUUUAAUGGGUCCACCAUUUUAUUGGAAUGCUCAGACUGUUGGCUUAUACGCUGGUGUAUCUGAUGCUUUGUCUUCAUGUUUAUCAAUCGCUUUCACUAUCUUAAUAUUUAACUGGGAGCAUAAUCGUGAAGUGGAGCCAAGUAACAAAGAUAAAACCAUAGAAAUAGUCGAAGAUGAGGAUGUACAUCUGACAACAUCGGAAAUUCGAAUACUGUUCAUAAUUACAAGUAUUAUAUUUGCAGGAUUGAGUUUUAUGUUCGUCAAUAAAAUAAUGAUGGGUGUCGCCUUCAUGUUUGCUCUGCCAACUGCUAACCAUAUUAUUUAUGGAGCUUCUGCUUUAAGAUUGGUGAAAAAUGCGCUGAUCCCGCAAAUUCGAGCUAUAAUUUCAUUGGUUACGUCAAAAGGAAAACAAGGAUUUGUCUUAUCACUUUCGGCAUUUAUUUCACGUGUGGGAUACCUAAUUAGUUUGACUUUGUUUCCACUAAUAUAUGGAGCGACAGUAACGAUUUUCCCUGGCACCGUUUUCUUCGUGUGUGCAACAAUGGUAUUAUGCACUAUGAUCUUUGCAAUAACACUUCCGAGAGGCUUGAAACAAAUCCAGGCAAACGGUGGUGUCAAAUGA